Molecule: messenger RNA, 3262 nt
Organism: Danio aesculapii
Lineage: Eukaryota; Metazoa; Chordata; Actinopteri; Cypriniformes; Danionidae
Gene: fhl3b
Product: four and a half LIM domains 3b
Exons: 6
Coding region: 131-1003 (290 amino acids)
Biological process (GO): actin cytoskeleton organization
Cellular component (GO): nucleus; Z disc; stress fiber
Molecular function (GO): actin binding; transcription coregulator activity
Source: RefSeq, a predicted model, not a curated record
ACACUUUACACGCUGAAACACACACACAUACAUGCGCACAAACAUCAGCCGGAGGCUUCAGGACCACGGAUUGGAGCACGUCUCGAUCUUCUGGCUGUGCCGUGUGUGAGUUUGAGACGACCGGAGCGUCAUGUCAGAGCCGUUUGACUGUGAAAGCUGUAAAGAGUCUCUGUACGGGCAAAAAUACAUCCAGGUGGAUGACGUCCCUCACUGCGUGCCUUGCUAUGACCGGCUGCAUGCUAACACCUGCCACGAGUGCAAAGAGCUGAUCGAACACAACUCACGGGAGCUGUAUCAUGAGAACAGGCAUUAUCAUGAGCAGUGUUUCCGCUGCUCGCGCUGCAGUCGAUCACUGGCCGAAGAGUCCUUCACCUGUCAGGAAGAUGCUCUGGUGUGUAACGAAUGUUACUGCAAUGAGUUUUCUUCUAAUUGUGUGGCCUGCGGGAAGACUGUGAUGCCAGGCUCUAAGCGGCUGGAGUAUGAAGGCUGUGUGUGGCAUGAGGAGUGUUUUGUUUGCUGUGGAUGUGAGCAGCCUAUCGGCGCCCAGUCCUUUAUUCCCGAUAAGGAUGAGUAUUACUGCGUGCCCUGUUAUGAGGGACGAUUCGCCCCGCGCUGCGCCCACUGCAAACAGACCUUGGUUCAGGGUGGUGUUACGUACAGAGAUGAGCCCUGGCAUAAAGAGUGUUUCCUGUGUACGGGAUGUAAAGUUCAGCUCGCUGGACAGCCUUUCACCACACAGGGUGAAGAUCCAUACUGCGUCAAGUGCUUCAGCAACUUGUAUGCCCAAAAAUGUGCGGCCUGCGAAAAACCCAUCACAGGUUUCGGAGAAGGGAAGUACGUCUCGUUUGAGGAGCGUCAGUGGCAUAAGCUGUGCUUUAAGUGCUCCGUGUGUUCGCUGUCUCUGGUUGGUGCUGGAUUUUUCCCUCAUGGAUCAAUGAUUCUCUGCAAAGGUUGCAAUACCAAAAAACUGUUUCAGAUUGUUUGUGAACAGACCAUUGAGUAAUUACACAUUUAUAUAUUGUCCAUGAUUUAUAUAUUAAAUGUAUAUGCAAGUUUUGGUGUAACGCUCUCUCAACUCUUCCUGUUAAACAAGGUUCCUGCAGGUUUGAUGAAACAAGUCAAUACGUUCUUGGCAUGUCAAUUUAGAGGCACACAGUAGCCGCGUUUCCACUAUCGCACCUAAAGCGAGCGAGCCAGGGCGAGCCAAGGCCAGUCGCGUUUCCACUAUCACUUCCGGGGCGUAAUCGGGCCAAAGCGGGGCUUCCUUGGGGCCAGCGUCCGGCCUUUUUCGGCCCGCCGAAUACCUUGGGCCAAGGAGGGCCAACUGGGGCUUCGGGGCGGGGUUACGUACAAAGGCGGAGUUUUCCUGUCAGGUAAAGAGGAGACAAGAUGCUUUCUUCCCUUACAUUUGUUUUGCUAUCGCGCUUGAUCAACUCACUAAGAAGAAGAAAAAAUGGAUAGCAGCCAAAAUCUGUGUUCGAAGUAAAUGCCGCCGAACUCGAAUGUCCUUAUCCAGGGAUCGCUGUCUGGCCUUACACCAACAGACCACAAACAGUAAAAAAGCAAUCGCUUCGAUGUUCUCCAUCUUCCAGCUCUCGUAGUGAUGCCAGGUUGUGUUUGUGGUUAUAAUUUGAGUUUUUUGUUCCUGCUGAAGUGGGCGGGUUGUGUGACGGGUUGUGACGUUUGAUUCGGGGGACGUUCUGGGGGCGGUGUUUGCGUGACGUGCUGUGAGCAACUAGCCCGACAGUGGAAACGCGACAUGAUUUCGGCCUCAUUUCUCAACCUCCCGGGCUAUUGGCCCGGCCUGGCCCGAUUAAAGCCCUGGCUCGCACUGGCCCGAUAGUGGAAAUGCGGCUAGUGACUUCUAAUUAUAUUGAAUGCAUAUUCCCAUAAAUAAAAGGUUUGAAUAACUCCAAUAAUAAACAGAUUUUACUGUAACUUCAUAUUACACUGCAAAAAAAAUUGUUUUUCCUAUGUAUUUUAGGUUUAUUUUCCAGUGAAGAUAUGAUUUCAGAUUCUUAAACCAAGAUUCAUUUAAUUGGGAAGCAAAAUGAUAACACAUUGUCUUGUUUUUUCGUAAAACGGAUCAAAAUGAAGCAGAUUUUCAAUUGAAGCAAGAACAAAAAGCAGCCAAUAAUCUCAGAAUUUCAUUCAUUCAUUCAUUUUCUUUUGGCUUAGUCCUUUUAUCCAUCAAGGGUCGCCACAGAGGAAUGAACCGCCAACUUAUCCAGCAUUUGUUUUACACAGCGGAUGCCCUUCCAGCUGCAACCCAGUACUGGGAAACAUCCAUACACACUCAUUCACACAUAUGCACUACAGUGCUAUUUAGCUUAUCCAACUCACCUAUAGCGCAUGUGUUUGGACUGUGGGGGAAACCGGAGCACCCACACCAACAUGGGGAGAACAUGCAAACUCCACACAGAAACUCCACACUCAGCUGAGACUUAAACCAGCGACUUUCUUGCCGUGAGGCGACAGUGUUAACCACUGAGCCCCCAUGUUGCCGGUCUCAGCGUUUUUUUUUAAACAAAUUCUCAGAUAUUUGUGUAACCUUAUAAUAAACAUAAAUUUACUUAACUGUGUUAAUUUUUUCGGGAACCAUGACUCCAUUCUCCAUUAAGCAUCUUAAGAAAAUGCAUCUUGAUUUAGGGAUGUUUAGAAAUUUGUAUUGAGGAAAAAAUACUGAAGCAAGAUAUUCAUAUUUUGCAGUCCAUUCAACAUUUAAUGCCACAAAUUAAUCAAUUUAAACCUUUCUGCUUUGAUUCAAGACAUUAUAAAAAGGAUGAAUUUGACAUUUUUCCUCUCAUCAUUGCAGUACUUUGCAGUUUUAAUUCAACAUUUGAGUAAUUCUCAUAUUUACUUAAACUGCUUCACAUUCCCUUCAUCAGCAACAUUCCUCAAUGUAUUAUACAUUUUACCAUUAUUCACACACUGACCCAAAUGACUGCCAAUAGUGAAGGUGUGUUUAAUGAGGCAUUGAGUUCAAGGACUGAAAAGAUGAUGUUUGUAUGAAACAGUGAGUUUUACUGCACUCUUGUAAUGCACCAAUGCAUGCUUUAUAUAAUUUUCACAUUAAAUAUUCAUAUAUUAAUUUAUAUUUCUUUCAUAAUAUGUUUGAUAUUUGAUUGUAUUUUUUUCAUAAUAAGAACUUUCUGUAAAACUGCUCCUGCUGUUGUAAUUCCUCUCAUAAAAACGCUUGUAACGUUAAAAAAUAAAAUACUUAAAGGUUCAAGUGAUCUUUUCCCCUUCUUCCAAAAAUAAA